Microstroma glucosiphilum is the source of this 1543-nucleotide messenger RNA. RefSeq names its product guanine nucleotide-binding protein alpha-3 subunit. Lineage: Eukaryota; Fungi; Basidiomycota; Exobasidiomycetes; Microstromatales; Microstromataceae. Gene Ontology annotation, biological process: adenylate cyclase-activating G protein-coupled receptor signaling pathway. The coding region runs from base 295 to 1362 and encodes 355 amino acids. Gene Ontology annotation, cellular component: heterotrimeric G-protein complex. Gene Ontology annotation, molecular function: G-protein beta/gamma-subunit complex binding; G protein-coupled receptor binding; GTPase activity. The transcript is spliced from 3 exons. The record is from RefSeq and is a predicted model, not a curated record.
GCCACUGCACCUGAACCGCUACACUGCAUCACCUCCGCCGUCAAGAGCUUCCGCAUACGAGCCCUGCUCUUUAGCCACCAGUGUUGAUCACUAGCAACGACCUUCCCAGCGGGCCUGUAUUUCAAUAGGACCCGAUCACACGCGAAGCGCCUAGCCACCCGAGUCCCUCAACCAAGAGCCUUUAGACCGCUGCGUAGCUGGACUCUUCUGCUGGUCGCUUCCCAAAGAGCGCAUAUACGAGUCAAUCUCGCCACUGUCCACAGCUGUUCUCCUGCAUCUACGUGACUGUCCAAAAUGGGUGCCUGUAUGUCAUCAGGUGGUGAGAAGUACGAGGCAAAGGAAAAGAGCGUUGCCAUCGACAAACAAAUAGAGGAUGACAGCCGUAAAGUGAGAAAGGAGUGCAAGAUUCUGCUGCUAGGUUCCGGUGAAUCUGGCAAGUCUACAGUGGUGAAGCAGAUGAAGAUUAUCCACCAAGAUGGCUACACAACAGAGGAGCUGCUGCAGUACCGCUUGACAGUGGUCAAGAAUCUGAUCGACUCCGCACAGGCGAUCGUCUUGGCAAUGAGGAAAUUCCGACUAGAGCCUCAAAACAUUGAGAAUCGAGAGAACUGCGACAAGAUCCUCCAAUAUAGAGUCGAUGCCGACCCAGACUUGACACUGGACCCCAACAUUGCUGCUGCCGUGGCCUCACUUUGGGAGGACCCAGUGACACAGUCCAUUACGGAGAGGUCAUCGGAGUUCUACCUGAUGGACUCGGCGCCGUACUUUUUCGAAAACAUCAACAGAAUCUCAGCAGCUGGCUACGUGCCUACACAGGACGAUGUGCUACGGGCGCGUACCAAGACGACUGGAAUCGCCGAGACGCGGUUUGCCAUGGGUCAAUUGUCCAUCCAUCUGUUUGACGUUGGUGGACAAAGAAGCGAGAGGAAGAAGUGGAUUCAUUGCUUCGAGGCAGUGACGAGCAUCAUCUUCUGUGUCGCUUUGAGCGAGUACGACCAGGUCUUGUUGGAGGAGAGCGGACAGAACAGGAUGGCAGAGAGCUUGGUGCUCUUCGAGAGCGUGGUGAACAGCAGAUGGUUCCUCCGCACAUCCAUCGUCCUCUUCCUAAACAAGAUUGACGUCUUCAAGCAAAAGAUCCCACGCGUACCGCUCAGCAACUUCUUCCCCGAGUACUCUGGAGGCGCAGAUGUCAACAAGGCCGCAAAGUACAUUCUCUGGCGCUUCACCCAAACCAAUCGCGCAAGGCUGAGCAUCUUCCCCCAUCUGACACAGGCUACGGACACGAGCAAUAUUCGGCUGGUGUUUGCGGCUGUCAAGGAAACGAUUCUGCAGAAUGCGCUUAGGGAUAGUGGAAUUCUAUGAGCCCUAAGGAGGCGCGUUCAGUAAGCGCGUCUUGCCGAGGGUGGAGACCUCUGGUCCACGGAGUGCAUGAGCGGAUGCACUCGUAGACAUGGAGGGCCUUCACAGCAGCCAAUAGGCGGAACGAUGACUCGAAGAGAGUCAGAAAGCUUGAUAGUCGCAGAUACAGCGCAGCGGAUUUCAG